UCAAAAUUAGAAAACGUGUCCGCCCACUACAGUAUAGGCAGCUAGCUACAAUUAUGUUUAUAUCAUCGUUAGCACGUCGCCAGUAAUAUUAGACCAGUCAACGAAUGUGAAGUAAGAUCUAUUUAGCAGCUGUUGUUGCCAAUAUAAGAGGGUAACGAACAUACAACACGUUGAGCUACCUUCAAUCAGACCCAAAAGGAAAUGUUCGCCGUUUACUGCUAUUUCCCUAGUUGUGUCAAGAUGCUGUAACGUUUCGCUAACGUUAGCUGGCCAACGCAAGAACGCGGAAAGAAUUUGUCCCGGAACACAAUGAAGUAGCCUGCCGCGGCCGUGACGCAAGACCCCAUCGUAUCGUUCUCGCCGUUCCCUCGAACCCGGAUCGCUUUUUUCCCCCCGAGCGGCAUUCCCGAGCGGAGCCCCUUCCCCUGCAGGCGGCCGUGUCCGAUGUCCGUGCCGGGCGGGGCUGAGGACCCGGGGACCGCCCUGCGCUCAGAGACCGCCUCCCCGCCGGGGCAGAGAUGAAGGAGGUGUCGCUGUGGACGGGCGAGGAGGUGGCGCACUGGCUGGCUGAGGAGGGCCUGCAGGAGUACUGUGGCCCCGGGGCCGGGAUGAGCGGCCGUGAGCUGCUGAGCCUGGCCCCCGCGGACUUCCAGCGGCCCCCCCUGUCCCUGGUGUCGUCGGACGGGGGCCGGCAGCUCCUGGAGCGGGUGGAGACGCUGAAGAUCGAGCGGCACAUGGAGGCGCACAAGAACGGGCACGCCAACGGCCACGGGCCCAACGGCUUCCGCAAGGACAUGGUGCGCAUCGCGGUCCCCGAGCCCGACCCCCAGCCCUACCCCUCCGAGUGGGGCAAGACCAGGGCCGCCUUCGCCUACGCGCUCUGCUGCUUCGUCUCCACCACCAUCAUCAUCUCCGUGGUGCACGAGCGCGUGCCCGACAAGGAGCUCUCCCCGCCCCUGCCCGACAAGUUCUUCGACCUUUUCAACAGGGUGGAGUGGGCCUUCUCCAUCUGCGAGAUCAACGGCGUGGUGCUGGUGGGCCUGUGGCUGCUGCAGUGGACCCUGCUCAAAUACAGGUCUAUCAUUGGGCGAAGGUUCUUCUUCAUCGUGGGGACGCUGUACCUGUACAGGUGUGUGACCAUGUACAUCACCACCCUCCCUGUGCCCGGAAUGCACUUCAAGUGCUCUCCAAAGCUCUUUGGUGACUGGGAGGCCCAGAUGCGCAGGGUGGUGAAGAUGAUCGCUGGAGGAGGCCUGUCCAUCACUGGAUCCCACAGCAUGUGUGGAGACUAUCUGUACAGCGGCCACACCGUCAUGCUAACGCUCACUUACCUCUUUAUCAAAGAGUAUUCUCCAAAACGGUUCUGGUUGUACCACUGGUUCUGCUGGACCUUGAGUGCUGUAGGAAUCUUCUGCAUUCUGCUGGCCCAUGACCACUACACUGUGGAUGUAGUGGUGGCUUACUACAUUACUACACGGCUGUUCUGGUGGUACCACACCUUGGCCAACCAGCAAGUGCUGAAGGAGACCUCUCAGAGUAACCCCGUUUCGCGGGUGUGGUGGUACAGACUGUUCCAGUACUUCGAGGAGAACGUCCAGGGCGUGGUCCCUCGGAACUUUCAGCUGCCGUUCUCCUGGCGGUCCAUAGCGGGGAGCAGGCUGGGGUACGCCAGGGUGGACACCUCGGAGUGACCGGGAAAACGUUCCCAAAGAGCGGUCCGACCUCGGCCGCGCCACUCAGCCAAUCAGCCAAUCAGCCAAGUCUUAAAGCUCCUCCGUCUUUGAAAGAUUUUACAGGCUCAUCACAGUUAUGGCUGGUCAGCACUGUGACUUCUGUUUCUAAAGCAUUUCAGUUCGAUUUUUUUUUGUUUUUUUUGUUUGACCAUCGGAAAGUGCUUCACGUUACACCUUGCGAGCAUUUCAACUUUUUCAUCAAGUAAGAUUGUUGCAUCUAAAAUGUCUGGAUUCAGAACAAGCUAUUUUCUACAGGCUCAUUUCUUCCUGUCCAUCUGAAAAGGUCUCUUUGUUGUCGCAUUGUUAAAAUGCUUAUGACCAGGCCAGACAAGUUUUAAAUGCAGGAAGUGUUUCUCCCCAUUUUUUUUUAAUGGUUAUCAUUUUCUACAACUUCUCAUGCAGCAAAAGUGCAAAGCGAUUUUUGUAAGUAUUUCACAGGUUUAUUUUUCAAACGAAUGAUGAUCAAAAAGAACCUUUUAGAUUUUUACAUUUUGAAAAGAAAGUAAACAGAAAAUAUAAACACUUAUUUGAUGUUUUCUAGUGCCUUUCUUGUCUGUACAAUCUGUAGGAGUUUAUCAAUGUAUUUUGUUUUGUAUUUUAAUUCCAAUGCAAAAGUGCAUCUUUAUGAUGGCUUGAACUAAUCGAACUGAAAGCAGUCUUGUGAAGCUGAUUUCGGGUUGUGUCAACCAACAGUCUUUCUGUCCAUGUUUUUGAAUGUACGUAUGUAUUGUUAGCCUUACUAGGUCUUGGUCUUCCCAAGCCGAAAAACCUUGAAAAAUCGAAUCAUUUGCAUGUUAUUUUGUUCAUUAUCUGUAUUUAUUGUAGCAUUUACCUGAGAGAUAUCCCAAUUAUGAAAUGUAUUCUUUGUUUGUGUAAUCACAUUUAGUAAGUUUUGGCUUUGAUUGGCCAGAGCAGAUGACAGAGUAUCUGGUGACCACACCAUUAACGUUGAGGUCACAGCAGCGAUAGUGGAAUGGAUAUUUUCUGACAGAGGAGAUCCACCAUACAUGGAGUAUCUCGGUAACCAUGCCAACGACGAUCGGUAGAUACUCACCAACUAUGCUUCCAGGCUCAUUCGCUCUUAAAGUAGUAUCCACCAAUCGGCAUUAUUCGGCUGGCUGUUACCCAGGACCUCCACAAUUGGUGGAGCCUCCUCUCUGAUUUCCACCAAAUAAGAGGGUGUUGCGAUGGUCUUCUGUAUUCUGUUGGCCCUGGAUCAUGGUGGCAGUUACCCGGCACUGGGUUUUAACUCGCUUGUCUCUCCCCGAGUCUAUACCUCAAAAAGGACCUGUUAGCAGGCUUGAGCAUCGGACUGAGCAGCCGUAAGGAUUAAUUUGGCUUAAACUCAGCUGCGGCUGUCAGCUUAGUGCACAGAUUGUGUGAGCGUGCUUCUGAAGCGCCUGGCACUACUCCUUUUUCCAGCGUCGGGGGGGGAAACUGUCUGCACUUUAACUGUGCGACUGCAAGGGGGCGCACUUGGAACGAUGUGCCAUUCUAAGGUGCUGAACACCUGAAAGCAGUGGGUCUCCAACCCUAGUCCUGGAGAUCUACAGGGUCUGCUGGUUUUCGUUGUUACUCUGCACUUAAUUAAUCGCUUCGAGCUGUUGCGUACACAGUUGACUCACCUCAACCGGUGAAGACAAAAAUCAGCACACCCAGUAGCUCUCCAGGACCAGGGAUGGAGACCACCGCCUUGAGGGCUGGUCGCAGACAUGCUUUACGUGGCUGUAAGGUGCAGUAAAGAGGUCACCGAAGCUCUGUUCUCUGGGUUAUACCACGCUGAUUUAGACUGAUGUGACUCCUGCAGUCAGAUCCACUCACGUCCACACUGCGCUUUAGCUCUCCGGCUCCAGGAACUCUGGAAACCCGCUGUACAUCUUCCUUCUGAUCCGGCUUCGCCUGGAAAAGCAUCCGAUAACCAUUGUAAAAACCUUUCCUUUUAUUUUAUACCGUUCAAUGCAGAACUGAAAUGGAGGGCUAAAUGAAUGUACACUGCUAAUCGUCACUGCUGUUUAUUCUGUGCUGCUGGGCUGGGGGGUGCGUUUGGACCCCAUCAUGCUGUGUUCCCUGCCCCUCGUACCUCACUAAACCCUGGUUUGAAUGUGGGGGCAACCAAGCUUGGAUAAAAGCCAAAUAACAUGUAAUGUAACUCACGCCUGUGCCAUGUUCUGUAGAAGAAUGAAAAGACGUGUUUUUAAUGGCAGGUCCCCUCACUGCUGUCCGUUUGGCAAACGGGAGGAGGAGCAUACCUGCUCCGGCCCUUGUAAUUCAGUCGCGCAGGGUGUAUGUGUUGUGGAUGGCGGUUUCUGCGUUGGCGUAGGCGCUGGUUUUUGGACAAGUGACAACUUCUGGGCUUCGAACGCAAACCCUCUAUUCUGACAAUCUGGAUCGAACCACUCCUGUCUGUCUUUUGCACUGUUUGCAGACUGUUUAAUGACGCAAAAGGUUUUGGUAAACCCACCUACAUAUCCAUAACCUCCCUGUGGGGUAACCUCACCUCGCCCUGUGUCCUAUUCGUGGACUCCCUGGACAGACAGAUUCAUUUUAACAUGAUCCCUGAUUCACCAUCGACACUACGAUACUGAGCAAAAGCUCCUUGCAGAAAAUGCAUUAAUUCAGAAAUGGUUUGUGGUACAGUACACUUAAUUUGCCGACCUCACGCCUGUUUAGUAUGAUCUUGCAUUUUACCGCCAUGACUAGGGCACCAUUGCUUAUGUGACAGAUAGGGAAUGCACACUGUACUUAGCAAGAAUACAUUUGGUCAGGGCAAUCGUGAACAAAUGUAUAAAAACAUUAGAUUAGAGAACAGUUUACCAUUCAUUACUGCUGCUCUUAUUCGCUGUUUGUUUCUGUGGUCUUAAAAAAAAAGAAAAGAAUAUAUUAUUGGCGAAAUUGUUCUGCUGCUGUCACAGUGUUGUCCAAAGAAAAGCAAUACAGAAAUGUACUACAGAAUGAAAUUGUAUAAUUCAGCAUACAACCAUAAAUAUCUACAUGUUUAUAUUAAUCCCUCAUUGGAUAAUCAUACCACAAGGCUUAACCCAACAGAAAUGCAAUGAACCACUGAAUUUAGUGGAAUGGUUAAGUCUUUUCAGAAUGUCUUUUGUGAUUUGAGAGUAAGGCAAACCAAUGGGGUUCAGAUAGGAGCCAAGAGCCAUUUCAGUCUUUGAAUUGAGUGAAAAUUGUGAAAUUGAUGGAUGAAGGUUUACAUGUUUUGAUCCCGCCAAUCAUAUAACUGAAGGCUGUCCAUUAUUGCCAAUUUAUCAAUGUAUUAAACGUUUGUUUUCAAUUAUGGAAGUAUUUAAAAUUCUUUUUUUAAUUAAAAUCAAUGUUCCAUAUCUUGCAGAUUUUUUUUGUGUGCAUACGUCAGGUGAUAUUUGUAUGGUAAAUAUAUGGGUUGAAUAGGGGCGAGAUUGAGAAGCUUUUGAAUAAAGCAUUUUUAUUA
Molecule: messenger RNA, 5175 nt
Organism: Conger conger (European conger)
Lineage: Eukaryota; Metazoa; Chordata; Actinopteri; Anguilliformes; Congridae
Product: phosphatidylcholine:ceramide cholinephosphotransferase 1-like
Exons: 6
Coding region: 519-1691 (390 amino acids)
Biological process (GO): sphingomyelin biosynthetic process; ceramide biosynthetic process
Cellular component (GO): Golgi membrane; endoplasmic reticulum membrane
Molecular function (GO): ceramide cholinephosphotransferase activity; sphingomyelin synthase activity
Source: RefSeq, a predicted model, not a curated record